AAUGUUCAACUCUUUAGGUGAGCUUUUUGGUACCGCCUAUUUUUUGGUGCAACUUUUGUGUCAGCUUUUCAAGUGUGGGAACACUUCAACUGCGAAUCAAAAAAGACAAAACUUACUGAAAUGUCCUUUUCACUCCACAAUUGAAGUUAACGGAAGUUCUCGCUCUUACAAUAUGUGUAGUCUGUCAAGCAGGUAAUCUCAAAUGUCGAACGCUGACUUGCACGUAGGAGUUAUCGACUUAUGCAAAUUUCUUACAUGGAAUGUCCUUCGAAUAACCCGGCACUGCACCUACAUAUAUAGAUGGAGGUACUCAGAGGAGCGUUGUGUACAAGGUCUACGUAUU
Messenger RNA from Periconia digitata, 343 nucleotides. NCBI's taxonomy places the organism in Eukaryota, Fungi, Ascomycota, Dothideomycetes, Pleosporales, Periconiaceae. The record is from the annotation of a GenBank genome assembly.